AUGCCCACGUCCUCCCCCCUCAUGGACCAUGCUUCGGUGACGGAACUUGCUCGCGGCAGAGUGCGCCAACAUGUCGGAGUGGCUGCCAUGGCUCCUGCCGUCGCCAGUAACAGGGACGCGGCUGUGUGUCCCACCGACGACGAAGCCAUAACACCCCGAAACAGGACUCGAUCCUGGGACUAUGUCUGGCGAUCUGGUGUCGCCGGGGGGGUCGCAGGCUGCGCUGCCAAGACCAUCGUCGCUCCGCUAGAUCGAGUCAAGAUCCUCUUCCAGGCCAGCAAUCCCCACUUCGCAAAAUAUACAGGAUCUUCCUUCGGCGUCGCAACCGCCAUCAGAGACAUUUACCACUUCGAAGGUGGCCGGGGACUCUUCCGAGGCCACUCGGCUACGCUGCUGCGUAUUUUUCCCUACGCCGGCAUCAAGUUCCUCGCUUACGAGCAGAUUCGAGCCAUGAUUAUUCCUGGCAAAGAGUACGAAACGCCGCUGCGACGACUCCUCAGCGGCAGUCUUGCCGGCGUCACUUCUGUCUUCUUCACAUAUCCCCUGGAGCUCAUUCGAGUACGGCUGGCCUUUGAAACAAAGAAGGACGGCCGCUCGUCUUUGUCUUCAAUCUGCAGACAGAUUUACAACUCGAGCCCUGUCGAGAAGUCGGCCACGGCAAGACUCCCCAGCGCCCCAGCUCCUGUUGCCGCCGCCGUAGAGUCUACUGCCUCGGUGGCCGGUUCGAUUGUCCCCAAGACGGGACUUAUCAACUUUUACCGUGGCUUUGCGCCGACGCUGCUGGGCAUGCUUCCGUACGCGGGCAUGUCCUUCCUCACCCACGACACCGUCAGCGACUUGAUGCGCCACCCCUCAGUCGCCCAAUAUACGACCCUACCCCGGCGGAAGAACCAGCCCUCGGACAAGCCCGCGCCGCUCCGAUCGUGGGCUGAGCUCACGAGCGGUGGUGUCGCUGGUAUGAUUUCGCAAACUUCAUCGUACCCGUUGGAGGUCAUCAGACGGCGCAUGCAAGUAAGCGGUGCUGUUGGGGACGGUCACAGGAUGCGUCUUGGCGAGACGGCCAGACUCAUCUUCCAAGAACGCGGAUUCCGAGGCUUCUUUGUCGGGUUGACAAUUGGCUAUGUCAAGGUGAUCCCCAUGGUGGCAGUGAGCUUUUAUACAUACGAGCGCAUGAAGCUGGUUUUUGGCAUAUAG
Molecule: messenger RNA, 1194 nt
Organism: Metarhizium brunneum ARSEF 3297
Lineage: Eukaryota; Fungi; Ascomycota; Sordariomycetes; Hypocreales; Clavicipitaceae
Gene: LEU5
Product: Mitochondrial carrier protein LEU5
Biological process (GO): mitochondrial coenzyme A transmembrane transport
Cellular component (GO): mitochondrial inner membrane
Molecular function (GO): coenzyme A transmembrane transporter activity
Source: RefSeq, a predicted model, not a curated record